ACCAAACUUGCGAACCCAAGUAAACCCAAAGCCGCCAACUGCUUCUCUCGCCGCCGCCGCCGCCGCCGCCGCCGCUCACCGUCGCCGGAGAAGAGGGCAGGAGGAGGAGGAGGAGGAGGAGGGGGGAGCCAUGGCGCCGGAGCCCGAGGACGACAUCAUGAACGAGAAGAACCCGCGCCCGCUCGACGAGGACGACAUCGCCCUCCUCAAGACCUACGGUCUUGGACCUUACUCGACCAGCAUUAAGAAGGUUGAGAAGGAAAUCAAAGAGAUGGCGAAGAAGAUAAAUGAUCUCUGUGGAAUUAAAGAGUCUGACACUGGAUUGGCUCCACCUAGCCAGUGGGACCUUGUAUCCGAUAAGCAGAUGAUGCAGGAGGAGCAACCCCUGCAGGUUGCAAGAUGCACAAAGAUCAUCAGCCCUAACACGGACGAUGCUAAAUAUGUCAUCAAUGUCAAGCAAAUUGCGAAGUUUGUGGUUGGGUUGGGCGACAAGGUCUCCCCCACUGAUAUCGAGGAAGGAAUGCGGGUUGGAGUUGAUCGAAACAAGUACCAAAUUCAAAUUCCUUUGCCACCAAAGAUUGAUCCCAGCGUUACCAUGAUGACUGUGGAAGAAAAACCAGAUGUGACUUACAAUGAUGUUGGUGGAUGCAAGGAGCAGAUUGAGAAGAUGCGUGAGGUGGUUGAGCUUCCUAUGCUUCACCCAGAAAAGUUUGUCAAACUUGGUAUCGAUCCUCCUAAGGGAGUACUGUGUUAUGGCCCUCCUGGAACUGGGAAAACACUUCUUGCUAGGGCAGUGGCCAACCGCACGGAUGCUUGCUUUAUUCGAGUCAUAGGAAGUGAGCUAGUUCAGAAGUAUGUUGGUGAGGGGGCCCGCAUGGUUCGGGAACUCUUCCAAAUGGCACGAUCGAAGAAGGCUUGCAUUGUCUUCUUUGAUGAAGUCGAUGCCAUCGGUGGUGCUCGCUUUGACGAUGGUGUUGGUGGUGACAAUGAGGUCCAGCGCACUAUGCUUGAGAUUGUUAAUCAGCUUGAUGGAUUUGAUGCCAGGGGAAACAUCAAGGUCCUCAUGGCCACCAACAGGCCCGAUACCUUGGACCCUGCAUUACUACGUCCAGGGCGUCUGGACAGGAAAGUUGAGUUUGGCCUGCCAGACCUGGAGGGCCGGACCCAGAUCUUCAAGAUCCACACUCGCACCAUGAACUGCGAGCGGGACAUCCGGUUUGAGCUGCUCGCUCGCCUCUGCCCCAACUCCACUGGGGCCGACAUACGGAGUGUGUGCACGGAGGCUGGCAUGUACGCCAUCCGCGCUCGCAGGAAGACGGUGACAGAGAAGGAUUUCUUGGACGCGGUGAAUAAGGUGAUCAAGGGUUACCAAAAGUUCAGCGCAACGCCCAAGUAUAUGGUGUACAACUAGAGGGCACUGACCUUGAUUUCCCGUUUCUUCCUGUGCCCCUCCUUUGGACCUUCAGAAAGAUUGAGCCUGUUUGUUUCCCUUUCUUACUCAAAAGAAACCUGGGCUGUUUUCUGCAUCAUAUGACACGCUGGGAUAAUCUUAUCUUUAGAAUAUUGAAAGAUCACAAUGGGAGGAUGCGAUGUGCCCUACACUACACUGCCGCUCUUGUGCUAGACUGACGUUACGCUCUCCCUCUCCUUUCAUGUCUUGUGUCGGUAUCGUAUCUUUUGUGUCGUAAUUGCUUGACUGGAAGGGGUCAAGGUGAUGCCGGACAGCACGAGCAAAGGAACUUUUUCACUAGGACACGAACAAGGCAACUUUUUUUUACUAGGAUGGUCAAAUGGAUAAGGCAUUUCGCGAAAAA
This is a messenger RNA of Oryza sativa Japonica Group (Japanese rice), 1814 nucleotides long. Lineage: Eukaryota; Viridiplantae; Streptophyta; Magnoliopsida; Poales; Poaceae. The record is from RefSeq and is a predicted model, not a curated record.